AUGUCAGACGCUACCAAGAAGCUCACGGAGGAGAUCGCAAGGCUCGAGAUCGACCUCAAGACGCUCGAAGCCUCCUGCACCACGUCCGAAGCGGCCAAGAAAAUCGCCGAGUACUGCCAAAAUACUGCGGACCCGUUCCUCGGAGAGAAUGACGGCGGUCCGAACCCGUGGCAGCAGAGCGGCCAGGGUGGCGGCGGCUGUAGCAUCUUGUAG
This is a messenger RNA of Phytophthora nicotianae INRA-310, 213 nucleotides long. RefSeq lists its product as hypothetical. The transcript has 2 exons. Lineage: Eukaryota; Oomycota; Peronosporomycetes; Peronosporales; Peronosporaceae. The coding region runs from base 1 to 213 and encodes 70 amino acids. The record is from RefSeq and is a predicted model, not a curated record. Gene Ontology annotation, biological process: G protein-coupled receptor signaling pathway.